AUGCUGGCACCUCGCUGCGCCCACUGCGUCUCCACGCCCUUUGGCUAUGGCUCGCUGCAUACUGAAACCAACACAAACGCCAGCACGGCUCGUGACGACGUUAGCGAGCGACCAAGCGACGCUGUCGUGGAUAGACCGCCGCCUACAACGCGCCAACGCGGCGGCUUUGCGCACGUGGAAUUCCCCUGGGGCCACGCCUACGUCCACGCGGACCUGGUCGCCGCUGUGCCGGUCUUUACGUUCUACGCGCUCUCGCGCGCGCAGCACGUGAAGUUCUCGCUGCCCUUUGCGCUCACGAGCUCGGGCCAAGCCAUGGUGGACGCCGUGCGGCGGGAGCUCGAGCUCGGACCGGACAUUGCCGUUGCGCUCGUGCAGACCGACUCGGUGCGCCAGCACGAGAUUGCGCCGCAUCGGACGCUCGGCGAGUCGACGAUCGGCGCGGGCCGAGCGCACCCGGUGCUGGUCUUGCAGACGCCCCUGUGGCGGUUCGACACGGCCAAGUGUGCCGACACGGUGCUCGUGCAGGACGCUUGUUCGCGGGCGGUGCAGGUGGCAAAAGGCUACGGCGCGGUGCUUGGCACGGGCGCAGUGACGUGUGGGGUCAAGUACUGGGAAGUGCAGCUCGAGCGGGCGCGGGAGGGCGACGGCGUCUUUGUAGGCGUUGCAGACGAAGACGUUGCGCUGGACACGCAUCUGUUUGCGACACGCGGCGUCGUGUGGGGCUUUGCGUGUGCUACGGGCCACAAGUUCCACACGGCGAUCGAGUACUAUGGCGAGCCGUGCAACGACGGGGACGUCGUCGGCGUGUUGCUCGAUAUGGAGUCGAAUCGACUGAGUUUUUACGUGAAUGGGCGGACCCUCGGCGUGGCUUUUACGGGCAUUCGGUCGACGCGACUGUAUCCUGUCUUUUUCCUGACGUUCAUUGGACAGAACGUCAAACUGCUACCGACCGCGGCGCCGCCAAUGCCGUAG
Messenger RNA from Hyaloperonospora brassicae, 972 nucleotides. The record is from the annotation of a GenBank genome assembly. NCBI's taxonomy places the organism in Eukaryota, Oomycota, Peronosporomycetes, Peronosporales, Peronosporaceae.